AUGGACUUGACUUCUGGAAAGGUUUUCUUACCUGGAAUUAUUCCUAGAGAUGAUUUAGUUGUUGACCCCAGAACUGGCUUGACAGAAUCUGUUGCUUACUGUUCUCAGUCAGCCUGGUUGUUGAAUGAUACCAUUAGAAACAAUAUUACUUUUGCGACCCCAUUUAAUCAAGAUCGUUACGAUAAAGUUGUCGAAGCUUGUGGUUUGACUCGUGACCUUGAAAUAUUGACUGCUGGUGAUCGAACAGAGAUUGGUGAAAAGGGUAUUGCCUUGUCUGGUGGCCAGAAACAAAGAGUGUCUUUGGCCAGAGCUUUGUACUCCAACUCGAGACACUUGUUUGUUGGACGACUGUUUUAUCCGCUGUGGACUCGCAUACUGCGUUAUGGAUUUAUGAAAACCUGCAUUUCGGGACCUUUGAUGGCAAACAGAACCUGUAUUUUAGGUGUCGCAUAA
Molecule: messenger RNA, 453 nt
Organism: Clavispora lusitaniae ATCC 42720
Lineage: Eukaryota; Fungi; Ascomycota; Pichiomycetes; Serinales; Metschnikowiaceae
Source: RefSeq, a predicted model, not a curated record